GCUUGGGCUUCAUUUGAGUUCCUCAUGCCACAGAGACGCACAAGGAGCUCCACUGUCAUCGGACCACUGUCACCAUGGAAUGAACAAGAUCAUCAACAAUCCAGGUGAAGCAAGACCUUACUCACGAUGGAGCUGCAAGGAUCCGUCACGUUCCUGCAAGAUGGGGAUCUACCUCGACGGAGUCUGGGUUCCAUCUCUGGUCUGCACUAUGGCUCAUUUGUGAACAGCCUUUCGUCACUCACGCCCAAAGUGGACGAGAGACCCGCGGUGUCACGUCGGCAAGCCCACAUCGCGGUGGUUGUGCUCUGCUACGUCAACUUGCUCAAUUACAUGGAACGAUACACAAUUGCAGGUGUACUUCUAAACGUACAGGCAUUCUUUGAUAUACAUGACAGUACUGCUGGACUUCUUCAGACAGUUUUUAUCCUCAGCUUCCUAGUGACGGCCCCUCUCUUUGGUUACCUUGGUGACCGGUACAACCGAGUACACAUCAUGGCCUUGGGUUUGAGUGUGUGGUUGGUGACCGCAACUGGCAGCUCUUUUGUUGCUAAGUCGCACUUUUGGCUUCUGGUGGUGUUACGAGGCCUGGUUGGGAUUGGGGAGGCGAGCUACUCCACUAUCGCUCCCACCAUUAUCGGGGACCUUUUCACUGGGGGACAACGGACCGUUAUGAUUGCUGCUUUCUACAUCUUCAUCCCUGUUGGGAGUGGUCUUGGCUAUAUAACAGGGUCAUCAAUAGCCCGCCUGACUGGUGACUGGCACUGGUCUCUCAGGAUAACUCCCAUUUUCGGUCUUAUUGGGUUGAUUUUACUGGUGCUCUUCUGCCCAAACCCAUCCAGAGGUGCUGCAGAGAACAACCAACAUGGUGUUAACAAGCAGAGCUCUUACUUGGAGGAUAUCAAGUACCUUCUCAAAAAUAAAAGUUUCAUAUGGUCAUCACUGGGAGUGACGGCAAUGGCCUUCCUUACUGGAGCCUUGGCUUUUUGGAUGCCUACUUUUCUAUUCAGAGCUCAGGUGUCUCAGGGCCUUCAAGCACCCUGCACGGACGGGUCCUGCGACAACAUACACAGUCUUAUUUUUGGCGCCAUCACUGUGCUCUCUGGCAUACUCGGGGUGUGCUUCGGCACUGGUUUGGCCAGAUGGUUGCGGGACAAAGUGCCCAAUGCAGAUCCACUCAUCUGCGCUGGAGGCAUGCUGGGAUCAGUCCCAUGCCUCUUUAUCAGCAUCUUCAUCGCAACGGCAUCCAUUCCAGCCACUUAUGUCUUCGUUUUCAUAGCGGAGGUCCUGUUAUCACUGAACUGGUCACUUCUGGCUGAUAUGCUACUGUACGUUGUUGUGCCCACCAGAAGGGCCACGGCUGAGGCUCUCCAGAUUACAGUCUGCCACCUCCUCGGGGAUGCCGGGAGUCCGUAUCUACUAGGAACGAUAUCUGACGCGAUACAGAAAUCCAAGCCUCCAUCCACAUACUGGAGCUUCCCUAGUCUUCAGUACAGCUUCCUGAUUUGCCCGUUUGUUGGCAUUCUCGGAGGGAUUUUCUUCCUCAUGACUGCUCUUUACAUCCAUGAUGACAGAAUGGCAGCUGAACAGCUGGUGGAAGAUCCUCCUGUGCAAAGUCCUACACCCGAGUCCACUGUGGAGAUCAACGAUGCACAGUCCAAAUAAUGCAGGACCACUGCAGAUUUGUAUUGAAUUCUCUUGUUAAAUGGAUGAAAAACUUAAAGUGUGGUGAUGGAUGUUGGAAUUAACGAGUUUUUUUUUUUUUUUUUUACAAAGUGGUGUGUAAACAUAACAGAUUUUAUUCAAAGCGCUCCCGCUAUCUUUAAAAGCAUUUCACAAUGUUAACAUUCUGUACCACAUUGCAGAGGAGGGAAGAAUACAGUAUAUGUUGACAUAUUGUUUUGUAUUAUGAAUAAAUUGAACAAAAAAUGUUUGUGUACUUUUUAAUUAUUAUUUUUUUUUAUCUUAAAUCAAGAUCCUUUAUGAAAAACAAAAAGGUUUUACAUGCUGCUAGCAGGGUCACCUCUUUUUUUCUUC
Messenger RNA from Syngnathoides biaculeatus (alligator pipefish), 2034 nucleotides. RefSeq names its product SPNS lysolipid transporter 3, sphingosine-1-phosphate (putative) (gene spns3). The coding region runs from base 127 to 1662 and encodes 511 amino acids. The transcript has 13 exons. Gene Ontology annotation, molecular function: transmembrane transporter activity. NCBI's taxonomy places the organism in Eukaryota, Metazoa, Chordata, Actinopteri, Syngnathiformes, Syngnathidae. Gene Ontology annotation, biological process: transmembrane transport. Gene Ontology annotation, cellular component: membrane. The record is from RefSeq and is a predicted model, not a curated record.